AUGGCAGCAAAAGUUUUAACGACACCUUCACAUCCUCAGAAUAUUUUCCACAAUAAAACAAAUACCAACAAUAGCACUACUAAUAGUGGUCAUCACUUGGUUAACUCUGAAGAGGAUAUCCAAGAUGAUUUUUUAGAGGAUUUACGUGUCAUUGGAUAUGACCCGUUGAUACAACCUCAAUUACUUCAAAUGGAAAUUCCAAUGUCAGCGAUUUCUCGUAAAGUUGUGUCACUUACACGCCAACAAAUCGCAAAAAUUCUUAAAGGAUUAGAUGAUCGUCUCAUAGUUAUCGUUGGACCGUGUUCAAUUCAUAAUGUCGAAGCGGCCAAAGAUUAUGCUCUUCGCCUUAAAUCUAUCGCAUCUCAAUUGAAAGAUGACUUAUUAAUCAUAAUGCGUUCCUAUUUCGAAAAACCACGAACUACUGUCGGCUGGAAAGGAUUAAUUAAUGAUCCCUUUAUCGACGGCUCUUUCCAGAUCAAUAAAGGUUUAAAAAUCGCACGAAAACUUUUGUGUGAUAUUACAGAGUUUGGUGUGCCAGUCGGUUGUGAACUACUUGAUACCAUUUCACCUCAGUAUUUGGCUGAUCUUAUUUCUUGGGGCGCAAUUGGUGCACGAACAACCGAAAGUCAAUUGCACAGAGAAUUAGCCUCCGGUGUAUCUUUUCCUCUUGGAUUCAAAAAUGGAACCGACGGAAAUGUUGGGAUAGCAAUAGAUGCGAUCAAAUCCGCGUAUAAUCCACAUCACUUUUUGGGUGUCACUAAACAAGGAUUGGCUGCUAUCACAAAGACUAAGGGAAACGAGCUCUGUCAUGUAAUUUUAAGAGGUAGUAAUUCUGGUCCAAACUAUAAAAAACAAUAUAUCGAUGCUACCAAAGAAUCAUUACGAAAAGCAAAGUUGCCCGAGCUAAUAAUGAUCGAUUGCAGUCAUGGCAACAGUAGUAAGAAGCACACCAAUCAGCCGAUUGUUAGUACUGACAUAGCAAGUCAAGUAGCUUCUGGAGAUGAUACAAUCAUUGGAGUAAUGAUCGAAUCAAACAUUGUAGAAGGUCGUCAAGAUGUUCCUAAAGAAGGUCCUAGCGCUUUGAAGUAUGGUCAAUCUAUCACCGAUGCAUGUGUUAGUUGGGAGGAUACUGUACCAAUGCUUGAGGGGUUGGCUAAGGCGGUUCGAGAAAGAAGAAUUCUAAGGGCUAAUAAUAAUUGA
Ambispora gerdemannii is the source of this 1200-nucleotide messenger RNA. NCBI's taxonomy places the organism in Eukaryota, Fungi, Glomeromycota, Glomeromycetes, Archaeosporales, Ambisporaceae. The record is from the annotation of a GenBank genome assembly.